AUGCCUCUCUUCCAUCAUCAGACACAAAAUCAACAAACGUCCCCACAUGGUCAACAGCAGCAAACAGGUCGCAAGUCCAUCACGUCGAUCUCACAUGCAAAUAGUGCCCCGUAUGCUAAUCGUAUCAGCGCACGUGAUCAAGGUUUGCCGGUAAAAACAGCUCCCGUGGAACUUCGAACUAAACUAAUCGAUUUUGGUCUUGCAAUCGAACUUCGUAAAAACGAAGAAGUUUUAGCAGAACCUUGUGGUACUCCCCUAUAUAUGGCUCCGGAAGUACUAACCGGGAAGUCCUACACAAGACAGUGUGACGUUUGGAGCCUGGGUAUACUAAUGUAUCAACUACUGGCCAAUAAAGUUCCCUAUACUGCACAAAAUGAAGAGCAGUUGUUGGAACAGUUAUUAGGAUUUGAUGCUGAUGCUACUAUUCACGCACUGGACUUCGUAUCUAUCCCGGCUCAAGAAUGUUUAAUGCGAGUGCUCCAUCCCGAUCCUGCCUAUAGGUAUUCUGCCUCCGAAUUGUUACUUGAUCCGUGGAUAAUGACUUAUUCGAGAAUUCAAGAUGAUUUUUAUGACGUUCCUGAUUUCGUUCGUCGUCCCUCUCAAGAUGGACAAACUGAGAACUCCGGGAGAAUCAGCACCGGACAUGGUCAUUCUGAUAGUUUGCUCAAAAGUAGACCGCCUUCGGUCGGUAUUUCGCAAUCAUUCAGUACUUAUUCUGCAACGAAUGUGCUGGAACUCAUGAAACAGUAUCACAAAGAACUGACGGGAAAUAGACAAGAUACAAGUGAGAAAUUGAACACCAGUGAUACAGCAUGA
This is a messenger RNA of Echinostoma caproni, 816 nucleotides long. Lineage: Eukaryota; Metazoa; Platyhelminthes; Trematoda; Plagiorchiida; Echinostomatidae. The record is from the annotation of a GenBank genome assembly.